AUGGCAGCCGAUAUCAGAGUCUCAAUCGACCGCGGCGGCACAUUCUGCGACGUCAUUGCCGAAAUCGACGGCCGCGAGCCCCUCAUCUUCAAACUCCUCUCCGAAGACCCGGCAAACUACCCCGACGCCCCGACCGAGGCCAUCAGGCGCGUCCUCGAGGCCGUCGAGGGGAAGCCGAUCCCCCUCGGCGUGAAACUCGAUGGCUCACGCAUCGCAUCGUGCCGCAUCGGCACCACAGUCGCAACAAACGCGCUCCUGGAACACAAGGGCGAGCGCUUCGCCUUCCUCACCACAAAGGGCUUCAAGGACGUCUGCGUGAUCGGCGACCAGUCCCGCCCAAAGCUCUUUGACCUCAACAUCCGCAAGGCCGCGGCCCUGCACUCCACCGUCGUAGAGGUCGACGAGCGCAUCGUGCCCGCGGACUACGACCUCAACCCGACGCCCCUGGACAAGGAGGCCGCUCUCCUAGCCGCCUCAGCUUCCUCACCAAACUCUUCACCACCAUCGUCAUCGUCGUCGCCGCCGCCGUCGUCGUCUACCCCCCGUGAAGGAGACCUCGUCCGCACAGCAAACGGCGACCUCGUCCGCAUCCUCCGCCACCCCGACACAGACCUUAUCCGCGCCCAACUCCGCGCCCUCAAGGAUGAUGGCUACACCUCCCUCGCAAUCUGCUUCAUGCACGCCUACCUCCACCCAGCCCAUGAAGACCUCGUCGCGCGCCUCGCCCGCUCCCCCGAAUUCGCCUUCCCCUACGUCACGACCUCUGCCAGCGUCUCCCCGACCAUUAAGUUCCUCAACCGCAGCACAUCCACCUGUUCCGAGGCCUACCUCUACCCCGUCAUCCAGCGCUAUGUCGCCUCCUUUCACGCCGGCUUCCUCCCUGGCAGCCCGCCCCGCCGUGUGGACUUUAUGUGCUCCGACGGCGGCCUCAAAGCGGCCUCCCGCUUCCGCGGCAACGAGGCCCUCCUAAGCGGUCCCGCCGGCGGCGUCGUCGGCAUCGCGAGGUCUUGCUACGACCCGGACCCGGACCCGGAGGACGGUACCGGCACCGGCACGGGAACCGGAACCGGAACCCCCGUCAUCGGCCUCGACAUGGGCGGCACCAGCACAGACGUCUCGCGCUACGACGGCACAUACGACUACCUCACCGAAACCUCCAUCGCAGGCCGCACAAUCACCGUCCCCAUGCUCAACAUCGCCACCGUAGCAGCCGGCGGCGGCUCCAUCCUCUCCGCCCGCAACGGCCUCCUCGCCGUCGGCCCCGAGAGCGCAGGUGCCCACCCGGGACCAGCAUGCUACCGCAAAAACGGGCCCCUGACCGUCACGGACGCCAACCUCUUCCUCGGCCGUCUCGUCCCUUCCUCCUUCCCCUCCAUCUUUGGCCCCUCCGCCUCCGAGCCCCUCGACACCGCCGUCGUGGCCGCACAGUUUGCGCGCAUCACGGCUGCCGUCAAUGCCCAGACGAAGCACGCCGUCGUCCUGACGCCCCACGACGUCGCCCUGGGCUUCCUCGACGUCGCCAACGAGACAAUGGCCCGUCCCAUUCGCAACGCCACCGAGGCCCGCGGCUUCGCGCCGGAACACCACAACCUCGUCUCCUUUGGCGGCGCGGGUGGGCAGCACGCCUGCGAUAUUGCCGACAAGCUCGGCAUCCGCCGCGUCUUGAUCCACAACUUCUCUUCCUUGCUCUCGGCGUACGGCAUCGCGCAGGCCGAGCUGCAGAGCGAGGCCCUCGAGCCGUACGGGCAGAAAUUCAACAAUGACGGCACUGCCGCGGCGACGGCGGCAUCCCAUGUCGCGGACCGCCUCGCCGCGCUGAGGAUAAAAGUAGCGACGGACCUCCUCUCCCAAGGCGCAGACGAGGCUUCCCUCGUCUUUGACGAGAGUCUUGUGCUGCGGUACUUUGGCACCGAUACGAACCUCACCAUCUCCCGCCCCGCGGACGGCGAUUACGCAGCGGCAUUCAAGGCGACGCACCUCCGCGAGUUCGCAUUCUCGAUGGACAGGGAUAUAGUCAUUGAGUCGAUCAAGGUCCGCGGCACGGGCGCCGCGGCGGGCGGUAGCGCGUUUGGGAGGCGGGAGACGUCUGCGCUCAAGGAGCUGGCCGCGAGGAGGAGCGGUAGCAGCGGCUUGACACCGGCCCCGGAGCCGGCAGUUUCGCAGAAUGUGUAUAUCGACGGCGGGUGGCACGCAACGGGCGUGUAUCGUCUGGACGAGGUUGCCAAGGGGGUUGUGGUAGAGGGCCCUGCUUUGCUCAUCGAUCAGACGCAGACCAUCUUUGUGUCGCCGACGUUUAGGGCGUACAUUCUCUCUUCCCACGUCCUCCUCGAGAAGCAAGUUCCGACUACGACCUCAUCAUCAUCAUCAUCAUCACCACACACUCCUCCCAUCCUCAAGACGACAACAACAACGACAACGAAAACACCAAACCAACCAGACCUCGCCCCGUCCUCUCACGAAGCCGAAAUAAUAGACCCAAUCCAACUCUCCGUCUUCGCCCACCGCUUCAUGGCCAUCGCAGAACAAAUGGGCACCACCCUCCAGCGCACCGCAAUCUCCACCUCUAUAAAAGAACGCCUCGACUUCUCCUGUGCAAUCUUUUCCCCGCAGGGCAAACUCGUCGCAAACGCCCCCCAUAUCCCCAUCCACCUCGGCUCCAUGCAGUUCGCCAUCCAAGAGCAGCACCGCCACUGGGAGGGGAAGCUCCGACCGGGCGACGUCCUCCUCACAAAUCACCCGCAAUGGGGCGGGACGCAUCUCCCGGAUCUGACCGUCGUGACGCCUGUCUUUGUUGAUUCCGGGCCCGGGGCCGGUAAUACCGACGACAACAACAACAACAAAAACAAUGACAGCGCAAGAAACCAAGAAAUCGCCUUCUACGUCGCCUCCCGCGGCCACCACACAGACAUUGGCGGCAAAGGCAUCACCUCCAUGAUGCCCGAGUCCCGCGAACUCUGGGAAGAAGGCCUCAACGUACCCACCCUCAAAAUUGUCUCCGCCGGCACCUUUCUCGAAUCCGACGUCCGCGCCGCCUUUGAAAGAGCCGGCGCCCUGCCAGGAUGCAGCACCUCCCGCCGCCUCGCCGACAACAUCUCGGACCUCAAAGCCCAAACCUCCGCCAACCAGCGCGGCAUCCUCCUCCUCCGCAAACUCUGCGCCGAGCACGACAACGACCCCGUCGCCGGCAGCGGCAGCGGCAGCGGCAGCGGACUCGCCAUCGUCCACAAAUACAUGGCCGCCAUCCAACGCAACGCCGAAGCCGCCGUCCGCACCUUCUUCCGCUCCGUCGCCCGCGCCCACCCAUCCGGCCUCGCCGCCACCGACCACCUCGACGACGGCACCCCCCUCGCCGUCGCCAUCGCCAUCGACCCAGACACCGGCACCGCAACCUACGACUUCUCCGCCUCGGGCCCCCAAGUCUGGGGCAACUACAACUGCCCCGUCUCCAUCACCCACUCGGCCAUCAUCUACACCAUCCGCUGCCUCGUCGGCCUCGACAUACCCCUCAACCAAGGCUGUCUCGCCCCCGUCGAGAUCCGCCUCCCGCCCGUCGGCUCCGUUCUCAACCCCGGUGCCCGCGCCGCCAUCUGCGGAAGUACCCUCGCCAGCCAGCGCGUCAUUGAUGUCAUUUUACGCGCGUUUGGGCGGUACGGUGCAAGCCAGGGGUGCGCCAACAGUUUCGGGUGGGGGAUGGGCGGGCGGGAUCCCGUCACGGGCGUGGUUGUCAAAGGGUGGAAUUACGGAGAGAGUAUCGGGGGCGGCGUCGGUGCGGGUGAGGGAUAUCACGGCGAGCACUCGACUCAUGUUCACUCCACAAACACCCGCCAAACCGACGCAGAAGUAAUCGAAAAACGCACAGCCGUCCUGGUCCGCGCCUACUCCAUCCGCAAAAAUAGCGGCGGCAAGGGCACCUGGCGCGGCGGCGAUGGCAUCACGCGCGAGAUCCAGGCACGCAUCCCGCUCAAGUUCUCUAUCCUCUCGGACCGCAGGGUCUACCGCCCCUGGGGUAUGGCCGGCGGCGGACCGGGGCAGAGGGGCGAGAACUACGCCUUCUUGCACAACGAGGAGGGUGGCAUGGAGAAGAUUAACCUUGGCGGGAAGGCAAUUAUUAAUCUCAAGGAGGGCGAGUACGUGCAGAUUAAUACCCCCGGUGGUGGUGGGUAUGGCGGCGAGGAGGUGGAGGAUAGACAUCGCGGCUAUGUGUGA
Messenger RNA from Colletotrichum orchidophilum, 4206 nucleotides. RefSeq lists its product as uncharacterized. The transcript is spliced from 3 exons. Gene Ontology annotation, cellular component: cytosol. Gene Ontology annotation, molecular function: 5-oxoprolinase (ATP-hydrolyzing) activity. NCBI's taxonomy places the organism in Eukaryota, Fungi, Ascomycota, Sordariomycetes, Glomerellales, Glomerellaceae. Gene Ontology annotation, biological process: glutathione metabolic process. Bases 1 to 4206 code for a protein of 1401 amino acids. The record is from RefSeq and is a predicted model, not a curated record.